UAUCUUCAUCUUCCCCAUUUUCAUUUCUCCAUACCAGUAACCGCACCAUCAUCGCCAUGCUUCUCAAAGCUUCUCUAUCCUUCUCAGCUCUCAACACUUAUGGAGGAGACAACUCCGUCCCAUCGCUUCCGGCGACGAACCGCCGGGGAAAAGGUGUCAUCGUCUGCGCAUCGUCUAAGAGUUCGAACGCGAACAACCGGCCUCUUACUAGCGUCGUGUUUGAGCCAUUCGAAGAGGUUAAGAAGGAAUUGAAGCUGAUUCCUACUGUUUCGGAAGAGUCUCUUUCACGACAGAAAUAUACAAAUGAUAGUGAAUCAGCUAUUAAUGAACAGAUCAAUGUGGAGUAUAAUGUUUCGUAUGCUUAUCAUGCUCUGUUUGCUUACUUUGAUCGAGAUAACGUUGCUCUGAAAGGACUUGCCAAGUUUUUUAAGGAAUCUAGUGAAGAGGAAAGAGAACAUGCAGAGAAGCUGAUGGAGUACCAGAAUAAACGUGGAGGAAAAGUGAAACUGCAAUCUAUUCUGAUGCCUUUGUCUGAGUUUGAUCAUGCUGAGAAAGGAGAUGCAUUAUAUGCAAUGGAGCUUGCUCUAUCCCUUGAGAAGUUGACAAAUGAAAAACUGCUGAACCUGCAUUCUGUAGCAAGCGAAAGUAAUGAUGUUCAGUUAACUGAUUUCGUCGAGAGCGAGUUUCUGAAUGAACAGGUUGAAGCCAUUAAGAAGAUAUCGGAAUAUGUUGCUCAGCUAAGAAGAAUCGGAAAAGGACAUGGUGUUUGGCACUUCGAUCAAAUGCUACUCCGUGAGGGAGCUGGAGUUGGCGCUUAAAUUUUAAUUCACUAAGUCUUUCACUCCUUGUGUUUGUCUGCGUUUGUUACUAUCUUCGUUCGGAAUAUGAAUAAAAUUAGCCC
Impatiens glandulifera is the source of this 901-nucleotide messenger RNA. RefSeq names its product ferritin-3, chloroplastic-like. The transcript has 8 exons. Bases 57 to 818 code for a protein of 253 amino acids. Gene Ontology annotation, molecular function: ferric iron binding; ferrous iron binding. The record is from RefSeq and is a predicted model, not a curated record. Gene Ontology annotation, cellular component: cytoplasm. Gene Ontology annotation, biological process: iron ion transport; intracellular iron ion homeostasis. NCBI's taxonomy places the organism in Eukaryota, Viridiplantae, Streptophyta, Magnoliopsida, Ericales, Balsaminaceae.